AAACAAAUUAAGCAUUGCAUCAGUCGAACAACAUACUUUGUUCAAUAAUAAUUAUCGUUGAAGUUUUACAGAGACAAUCAUAAAAGCAAAUAAUCAUGACAGACAAAAGCAACAUUUUGUACUUGUUCGAUCGUCCCAGUGAACCCAUAUUCAUCGGUAAAGGCGAUGAAAAUGUAUCAUUUGAUGUACCAGCAGAAUAUUUGACUGAUCGAUACAAGCCAUUGGCAUCUGACAUUCAAAAUCGUUUUUCUGGUGGAAAAACUAUCUCAAUUACUAAGUUGGACCGUAUCCCCGACCUGUCAUUUCCACUACAACUUCCCAGGGAUGCGUCAUUUUCUCUUUUUAUUCCGUUUCACUCUAAAAUGGCUUCAAAAUUGAUUGAAAUUUUUAUGGAUACCAAAUCUUUCGAAGAAUUACUGUCAUUAGCCGUGUACUGUCGCGAUAGAAUGAAUCCGUACAUGUUUAUUUAUGCAUUAUCUGUAGUCGUGACACAUAGACCCGACACCCGUAAUUUGGAGCUGCCAUCGCACGCAGAAAUGUUUCCAAGUUUAUACAUGGAUUCGACAGUUUUUAGCCGUGCCAGAGAAGAAUCGGCAGUGGUUCAAACAGGUUCGAGGACCCCAAUUGAAAUACCCCACGAUUAUUCUGCCAACGAUUUGGACUUCGAGCACAGAAUCAGCUACUUCCGCGAAGACAUCGGUAUUAAUCUGCACCAUUGGCAUUGGCAUUUGGUUUAUCCAUUCGAUGGACCUAUGAGUAUUGUAAAUAAAGACAGACGCGGUGAACUAUUUUAUUACAUGCACCAACAGAUUAUAGCCAGGUACAAUAUGGAACGACUGAGCAACGAUAUGAAUAGAGUGGUUCGUUUGACAAAUUGGCGUGACCCGAUCACGGAGGGUUAUUUCCCGAAAUUAGACAACAUUUUGGCCAACCGUGUAUGGCCACCGAGACCAGUCAACGCCAGAUUUUCUAAUAUUAACAGAGAAGUAGAACAGAUAUCGUUUGACAUCGAAGAUCUUGAACGCUGGAGAGACCGUAUAUUCAACGCUAUACAUUCUGGAUUUAUUAUUAAUACGGCUGGUCAACAAGUUCGUUUAACUGAAGCUGACGGAAUUAACAUUUUGGGAAAUCUCAUUGAAGCUAGUAUAUUAAGUCUAAAUCCAAAUUUGUACGGAUCUCUUCACAACAAUGGUCACAACGCAAUCUCAUUUAUCCACGAUCCUGAUAACAGAUUUUUGGAAAACUACGGUGUAAUGGGCGACUCUGCCACUGCCAUGCGUGAUCCUGUAUUUUACCGUUGGCAUGCAUAUAUUGACGAUAUAUUCCAAGAAUUUAAAGCUACUAUACCAAGUUACAGUACUCAAAGCUUGGGUUUCGAAAACGUAAGAGUACAAAGCAUAGAAGUAUCGGCCACUGGAAUACCACGCAAUGAGUUUUCGACAUUCUGGCAACAAAGUGAUGUUGACUUGUCUAGGGGUUUGGACUUUUUGCCACGUGGUUCUGUAUUUGCUCGGUUUACUCAUUUACAACACGCACCAUUCAAUUACAAAAUUGCCGUUGAAAAUAAUGGAAACCAGCGAGUUGGAACAGUUCGCAUCUUUAUCGCUCCUAGAUUUGAUGAACGAGGUUUACCAUUUUUAUUUAGGGAACAGAGAAAACUUUUUGUGGAGCUUGAUAAAUUUAGCGUAACACUUAAGAGAGGAAAAAAUGAUAUUACUCGACGAUCUAUUGAAUCAUCAGUGACUAUUCCACAUGAAGUAACUUAUCGAAACUUAGAUAGAAACAGACCAUCCGCGGGCAAUACAGAAGCAUCAGCAGCUUUUAAUUUCUGUGGUUGUGGGUGGCCACAAAACAUGUUAAUACCCAAAGGGUCAUUUGAAGGAUACCAGUGUCAAUUGUUUGUCAUGGUAUCUAAUGGCGCUAACGAUCAGGUGGAGAGCGCCCAAGACAGUCAAACAUGUGACAAUGCUUCCAGCUAUUGUGGUAUCCGCAACUCGCGUUAUCCAGAUGCUAGAUCAAUGGGCUAUCCGUUUGAUCGCACACCUAGAGACGGAGUGGUCACUCUUCAACAGUUUUUGACGCCGAACAUGGCUGUACAGGAUGUGCGUAUACGUUUCGCGAAUCGCACGGUGGCACCAUUACAAAACAGAGUAGGAAGUCAACAGGCUCAACCUCCAAAAACUCAACCAUCAAAACCGGCAUCUGGUGCCAAUUGGAACUAGUGACAUUCGGAAAACGUAAUAUUUGUCAAGAAUUACAUUGGGAAAAUAUGAUUCAAGUUUAUUCAAUAAUUUAAGUUAAUAUUAUUAUUUAUAUAUUUAUCACAUUUUAAAAUUAUAUUGCUUUAUGAAAAAUUAUAAAAUAAAAUAAUUUUUGCUUUA
Molecule: messenger RNA, 2381 nt
Organism: Rhopalosiphum maidis (corn leaf aphid)
Lineage: Eukaryota; Metazoa; Arthropoda; Insecta; Hemiptera; Aphididae
Product: phenoloxidase 1-like
Exons: 14
Coding region: 96-2222 (708 amino acids)
Molecular function (GO): oxidoreductase activity
Source: RefSeq, a predicted model, not a curated record